Jaculus jaculus (lesser Egyptian jerboa) is the source of this 5681-nucleotide messenger RNA. It is a transcript of the gene Xpot, whose product is annotated as exportin for tRNA. The coding region runs from base 191 to 3079 and encodes 962 amino acids. Gene Ontology annotation, biological process: intracellular protein transport; tRNA re-export from nucleus. The transcript is spliced from 25 exons. Lineage: Eukaryota; Metazoa; Chordata; Mammalia; Rodentia; Dipodidae. The record is from RefSeq and is a predicted model, not a curated record. Gene Ontology annotation, cellular component: nuclear pore; nuclear matrix; cytoplasm. Gene Ontology annotation, molecular function: small GTPase binding; tRNA binding.
GAGGACUAUCGCCGCCUGGAGGGCCGCUCUCCCCGCGCCCUGCGUGCGCGGCCGCUCGCUCGGCUGGCCGGCCUUCGGGAGUGCAGGCGGGCGGCGGAGAUGGAGUGAUAGGGAAGAUGUUUGUGGAUUUUUCUGUGGGAUCAGAGGCCACAACUAUUGUACCCAGAGAACUCCACGUUUAACAGCAGGGAUGGAUGAACAGGCUCUCUUAGGGCUAAAUCCAAAUGCUGACUCAGACUUCAGACAACGGGCCCUGGCCUAUUUUGAGCAGUUAAAGAUUUCCCCAGAUGCCUGGCAAGUGUGUGCAGAAGCUCUAGCACAGAGAACAUACAGUGAUGAUCACAUAAAGUUUUUCUGCUUUCAAGUAUUAGAACAUCAAGUUAAAUACAAAUAUUCAGAACUAACCUCUGUUCAACAACAGCUAAUUAGGGAGACACUGAUAUCGUGGCUUCAAGCUCAGAUGCUGAAUCCCCAACCAGAGAAGACUUUUAUAAGAAAUAAAGCAGCCCAAGUCUUCGCCUUGCUUUUUGUUACAGAAUAUCUCACUAAAUGGCCCAAGUUUUUUUUUGAUAUUCUCUCAGUUGUGGACCUAAACCCUAAGGGAGUAGAUUUGUACCUCCGAAUCCUCAUGGCCAUUGAUUCUGAGUUGGUGGAUCGUGAUGUGGUCCAUACAUCAGAGGAGGCUCGUAGGAAUACUUUGAUAAAAGAUACUAUGAGGGAACAGUGCAUUCCAAAUCUGGUGGAAUCGUGGUACCAAAUCUUACAAAAUUACCAGUAUACAAAUUCAGAAGUGACAUGUCAGUGCCUUGAAGUAGUUGGGGCUUAUGUCUCUUGGAUAGAUUUAUCCCUUAUAGCCAAUGAUAGGUUUAUAAAUAUGCUGCUAGGUCAUAUGUCAGUAGAAGUUCUACGGGAGGAAGCAUGUGACUGUUUAUUUGAAAUUGUAAAUAAAGGAAUGGACCCUAUUGAUAAGAUGAAGCUAGUAGAAUCCUUGUGUCAAGUAUUACAGACUGCUGGGUUUUUCAGCAUUGACCAGGAAGAAGAUGUGGAUUUCCUGGCAAGAUUUUCUAAGCUGGUAAAUGGAAUGGGACAGUCAUUGAUAGUUAGCUGGACUAAAUUAAUUAAGAAUGGAGAUAUCAAGAAUGCUCAAGAGGCACUCCAGGCUAUCGAGACAAAAGUGGCACUUAUGUUACAGCUGCUAGUUCAUGAGGAUGAUGACAUUUCUUCUAACAUUAUUGGGUUUUGUUAUGAUUAUCUUCAUAUUUUGAAACAGCUUACAGUGCUCUCAGAUCAGCAAAAAGCUAAUGUAGAGGCAAUCAUGUUGGCCGUAAUGAAAAAACUGACUUACGAUGAAGAAUAUAACUUUGAAAAUGAGGGUGAAGAUGAAGCCAUGUUUGUAGAAUAUAGAAAACAACUAAAGUUACUGUUGGACAGACUUGCUCAAGUUUCACCAGAGUUACUGCUGGCUUCUGUUCGCAGAGUUUUUAGUGCCACACUGCAGAACUGGCAGACUACACGGUUUAUGGAAGUUGAAGUAGCAAUAAGAUUGCUGUAUAUGUUGGCAGAAGCUCUUCCAGUGUCCCAUGGUGCUCACUUCUCAGGUGAUGUUUCAAAAGCUAGUGCUUUGCAGGAUAUGAUGCGAACUUUGGUAACAUCAGGCGUUAGUUCCUAUCAGCAUACAUCUGUGACACUGGAGUUCUUUGAAACUGUUGUUAGAUAUGAAAAAUUUUUCACAGUUGAACCUCAACACAUUCCGUGUGUAUUAAUGGCCUUCCUGGAUCACAGGGGUCUGCGGCAUUCUAGUGCUAAAGUCCGGAGCAGAACUGCCUACUUAUUUUCUAGAUUUGUCAAAUCUCUCAAUAAACAAAUGAAUCCUUUCAUUGAGGAUAUUUUGAAUAGAAUACAAGAUUUAUUAACCCUUUCUCCACCUGAGAAUGGUUACCAGUCCUUAUUGAGUAGCGAUGAUCAACUAUUUAUUUAUGAAACAGCUGGAGUGCUGAUUGUUAAUAGUGAAUACCCAGCAGAAAGGAAGCAAGGAUUAAUGAGGAAUCUGUUGACUCCACUAAUGGAAAAGUUUAAAAUUCUGUUGGAAAAACUGAUGCUGGCACAAGAUGAAGAAAGACAAGCAUCUCUUGCAGAUUGUCUCAACCAUGCUGUUGGAUUUGCCAGUCGAACCAGCAAAGCUUUCAGCAACAAGCAGACUGUGAAACAGUGUGGCUGCUCCGAAGUUUAUCUGGACUGUUUGCAGACGUUCCUGCCAGCCCUCAGUUGUCCCUUACAAAAGGAUAUUCUUAGAAGUGGAGUUCGCACAUUCCUUCAUCGAAUGAUUAUUUGCCUUGAGGAAGAAGUUCUUCCAUUCAUCCCAUCUGCCUCAGAACACAUGCUCAAAGACUGUGAAGCAAAAGACCUCCAGGAAUUCAUUCCACUAAUCAACCAGAUUACAGCCAAAUUUAAGAUUCAGGUAUCCCCAUUUCUACAACAGAUGUUCAUGCCCCUGCUUCAUGCAAUUUUUGAAGUUCUGCUCCGGCCGGCAGAAGACAAUGACCAGUCUGCAGCGUUAGAGAAGCAGAUGUUGCGGAGGAGCUAUUUUGCCUUUCUGCAGACUGUCACUGGCAGUGGAAUGAGCGAAGUUAUCGCAAAUCAAGGUGCAGAGAACGUAGAACGAGUGCUGGUUACCGUCAUCCAAGGAGCAGUUGAGUACCCAGAUCCUAUUGCCCAGAAAACAUGCUUCAUCAUCCUCUCAAAGCUUGUGGAGCUCUGGGGAGGUAAAGAUGGACCAGUGGGAUUUGCUGAUUUUGUUUAUAAGCACAUUGUCCCUGCAUGUUUCCUAGCGCCUUUAAAACAAACCUUUGACCUGGCAGAUGCACAAACAGUAUUGGCACUUUCUGAAUGCGCCGUGACAUUGAAAACAAUUCAUCUCAGACGGGGUCCAGAAUGUGUUCAGUAUCUCCAACAAGAAUACCUGCCGUCUUUACAAGUGGCUCCAGAAAUAAUUCAGGAGUUCUGUCAAGCACUUCAGCAGCCUGAUGCUAAAGUUUUUAAAAAUUACCUAAAGGUAUUCUUCCAGAGAGCAAAGCCCUAAGAACUGGAUUUCCUUGUGCCUAUUUCUUGAUCAAGAAUUCCAAUUAAUUUAUAAAGAAACAGGUUUACGUGUGCCAUCCUCACUCAUCCUUUUAACAUUGUUCUGAGCUUACUGCAGUGUAUGUAUGGGGAUUUUUCUGUAAAAUGGGUGUGAAUUGCCCCUAAUUCAGGUAUGUGACAACAAGAAAAGUUGCUUGCAUGCCAACUCAAAUUGUUCUGUAUACAAAUGCUGUUAAAGACAGAGCAGAGCUAUCCUAGUACCUUAAUUUUCUUUAUUUGAAACUUUAAGACCUUUAUAAAAAUUAUAGCAGUGGAAAACUGUACUUUUUAAAAAAAUGCUUAAUGUAAAGUUUGAAAAUUUAUAAUUUUAUGUGUGCAUACACAUAAGGUAUGGGGGUAAUACAAUCAAAACUAAUUUUUUUUGUAGAUAGCCAUUACAUUUCUUUAAACUGGUUCAAUGCCAAUAUGUAUUCUACAAGAAACUGGGCACAUAAAUUAAUUGAUUUAAAAGUAGGUGUCAGUGUUACACAUUUUUAUAAAAAAAUAAUAAAUUUUAUGUAGUGAAAUCAACCAAGUCUUUUCUGGAAUUAUUAUGCAUACUUUUUAACCUCAUUUUCCCACCAGUCACUCCAGUUUCUCAUUCAAAGUUGUGCAAAUAGGUGUGUGGAUGCUGUACUUCAUUUACUGUGCUCCCAAAGGUAGCAUGGCAAUUUAGCUCUGGUAAGUCUUUUAAAAGCACUGGAAACAGGCUGUGUGAAUCUGCUGAUAGAAUUAUAAGUCCCAGUUUUUCUUCUGAUGUUAGAUAUACUUGAAGCACACUGUACCUAUGAGUCUAUGAUGUUUGUAAAUACCAGCUGGAUUACAACUGGAGAAAGCAAGAGAAAAAAUAAUAGCAUCCCUAGUAGCACUGCAAGAGAAAGAGAACAUUAGAGCAGAAUAACUACAGGCAUUUUAAGUUUAAACUUUAAAAGCCCAUUUAGGAUUUUAAGGGGAGGUCUGUUGGUAGACCUAAAUGUAGAGCAUUUGCUCCAUGCCUAAAUUUGAUCCCCUGACGCCACCAAAAGAGGGAGGGGGACAAAAAGAUUUGCAGUAAGGGUUUGUUUUGGUUUGUACCUUGGACAUGUGUUGCUUGCAGUUUAGUAGAUGAGUUUCAGUGGCCUGUAAAUUCCCUAAAAUUUUAAAUUGUGCCCAUGAAUCUAAUUCCUGAAAGCAUUUUCCAAAGGCAUUAAACUAAAUGACAGUUAAUUAUCAAAAUAGAUCAGUUAUAUAUAAUAUUCAAUAAAAUGAUUUUUAAAAUGGGCUAAGUGUGCCAGGUGUGAAAGCUCACAUCUUAAUCCCAGCCAAGGCAGGAGGACAUGCAUACCAGGCCAACCUGAGCUGCAGAGUGAAAACUGGGUGUUUGUUUGCUGGACUCUUGUGUACUGUGGAACAGGUAAAUGCAUUUAUUGCCAUAAUAAUAGUUGUUUAAAGUAAACUUAUGAGUAGCAUAGCAGUCAAUAGCUCAUACAACAUGGGCUCUGGACCUCUGUACCUAGAUUAAGGAUGUUCAAACAAUACUUCCACCAGAAACGGAUUUUAAGGCUUCAAGCAAGUUAAAUAGCUUUCCUGUCUUAGUUUCCCUCUCAAAAAUGGGGAAAAUAAUGGUAGUUACCUCACAGCUCAUCAAAAAUUCAAUGACUAGUGCCCAGAAAGACAGCUUACUAAACUAACUGGCAACUGGCACAUAAGCCUUGACAUCAGCAUAUAUACUGUGCUUCAGUCCACACAGAAAAGUACAAUCCCUUUCCCUAUCUAUAUAAAUCCUAUAGCAGAUUCAUGUGUACUUGAAGCUGAGAAUUUGGGACAUGGAAAUCAGACUGUAAAUAAGAAUUAAGCUACAUGUUAUAUAUAGUAAUUCUCAUCCUUAUCCCAAACACCACAAUCAAAAAUCCGUUUCAGGGCUGGAGAGAUGGCUUAGCGAUUAAGCGCUUGCCUGUGAAGCCUAAGGACCCAGAUUCAAGGCUCGAUUCCCCGGGACCCAUGUUAGCCAGGUGCACAAGGGGGCGCACGCAUCUGGAGUUCCUUUGCAGUGGCUGGAGGUCCUGGCGCACCCAUUCUCUAUAUCUGCCUCUUUCUCUGUCUCUUUCAAAUAAAUGAAUAAAAUAAUUUUUUAAAAAUCCGUUUCACUAUUAAGAGCCAUCUUUCUAAAAGGAAGCACCAAAAUAAUUAUCUCAAGUGAAUCUCACUUUAGGGUGAGAAAAGUGAGGAAAAAGACGUAAGGAAGACAUACAGGGUUUUGUAUGACUUACUAUGCUGUCUGACUAAGUCUUAUACCUGUUUGUUUCAAUUUAUGCUAAUGUCAGCUACACCUUUUAAGAAAGUAGUACCUAGUGGUAUUUUAAUGUGCAUCACAUAUAACGAAGUCCUUUGGCUGUGACAUUUCCUCCCAGUACUUUUGGACUGUGGGUUUUACUGUUGGAUGGAACUUUUUGGUGGGCAUUCAGUCCUGACAUUCAGUAUCAGAACUGAAAUUGGUGUUAGUUGUAAGCGGUAAACACGUUUGCUGUUACAACGAUUUCAUCACUUAAAUGUUUAAAAUUGUAAUAAAACAGCUUCCUUUCUAA